AUGUCACGAACCAGGAGUCGACGGGAAGGGUUCCUCGAGGAGAGUGUGCGACCCAAAAAGCGAGACACGCGACGGCGAAACGAGCGAGGCGCGCGAGGGUCUUCGAGAGUAUCGUUGGAGAGCUCUCGUCAAGUAGUACAACUGCGCGAAAAAGCGAGGGGCGCGAUGGUGAAACGAGCGAGAUACGCAAGGAAGUCUUUGAAGAUGGGGAGAGGGGGUCAACACGAAACUCCAGGAGGCGGUAACUGCCCUCCAAACGCGACAAUGGCAACAUCUCAACAACGGCUGUAUGGAACAAGACGAGAAAGGCCUCCCCAGAGAGGUCUCAGCGAGUGGAACAAACGGUUCGAAAAGCGAUAG
This is a messenger RNA of Pisolithus orientalis, 360 nucleotides long. RefSeq lists its product as uncharacterized. The coding region runs from base 1 to 360 and encodes 119 amino acids. The record is from RefSeq and is a predicted model, not a curated record. NCBI's taxonomy places the organism in Eukaryota, Fungi, Basidiomycota, Agaricomycetes, Boletales, Pisolithaceae. The transcript has 2 exons.